AGCUUACUCAGCUUUAGCUUUGGUUUAAAGUUGCCGCCAGAAUCCAGACCCCGGCUGCUUCUGCACAGGGAAACCGAGCUGGCUACUAUGAUGCGAUAUCCUUACCCAACCAGAAAAGAUCUUUUUGCUGAUGCGGGCACCCAGAACGUGAUGCGGGCGGGAUUCUUUUGGGUCCUUGGCAUGGUGGCCCUUCUAUACCCGCGCAAUGCAUGGUUUGCUCGGAGUAGAGCACGUCGCUACAUCGUUCACUUUUGCCUCCAUUUUUCUUGCAUACCUUCGUGUCCAAGCACCCCUGCAUAAAAGAGCGGCGGUCAUUCCCCAUCCUCUCUGAGAUUUUUCUGCAUCGAGCAAGAUUGCAGCGUGAACACACCGUGCCUAUCCUCCUAUCGUCCGUUCACUCAAUCUUCGCUUGAGGUCCUUUCCCUAAACUUUGAUCUAUCCACCGCUCAUAAGAGCUAUCAAGAUGCAGUUCACGACGACACUACUCCUUUUAGCGCUAUGCGCAACGUACGCGUCCGCUGCUCCAUCAUUCCGGUCGCCAUUCGCGCGCCCGUUUGCUCGAUUCUUCGCCGCGCCAGAGUCAGCCACCAACCGAUGGGAAUCGCGGGUGUAUCGGCAGGGCAUAACGCGUGAAGUCGCGAUGAACUUUCUUCAGCCGACUGGACUGGCUGGUCAAAGCACAUGGACAGGAUCUGUUGAUUUCACGCUAAAGAUCUGGGACACAGGAUUCUGCACGCACAUCCAACUCGUCAACCCCGCCACCAUCGUCUCCUCCACAUGGACCCUGCACAUCACCCUACCAACCGGCGCAAACCUUGUGAACAGCUGGAGCGGCGACUACACCGAAGACGCGGACGGCGACGGUCAAACAUACACCGUCACACCCGCCGAGUGGAACGACAAGAUCGUGCCGGGAAGCAGCAAGACCACUGGAUUCUGCGCGGAUAUGGACGAUGGGCUGACGACGGCUAAUCUCGAGACGCCCGAAUUCGCGUUGCAGAUGGUUGGAGGCUCGUCAGAUUCGGUGAGCACGCCGUCUGAAAUCCCUGUCGACACGCCCGUGGCUGUACCGACCCCGAGUGUUCCGUCGACUCCGGUGGCUGCUCCCGCCACCACACCAACUGCUGCACCGGCUACGCAGAUUGAUAAUGGCCCGUCCGUUGGCACGCCUCCCACUACGACUUCUACCCCAAGGACUACACCGUCGGCCGUUGCUACCCCCGUGACUGGACCCACCCCGGGUAACACUGCUACCGCUCUCGCCAAACUCAAGGCUGGAAAGCUUUUGGUUGGGUACUGGGGACAAAACACGCCAUUCGGCACAUCAGGCGACGAACUCGAAAUCGACGACUACUGCAACGGCCCCUACGACGUCAUCAACGUCGCCUUCGCCAACGUCUUCCGCAACACCGAAAACACCAUCGACAUCAACCUCUCCUCCCACUGCGGCGAAGCCUUUCCGGGCAGCACCGUCCUCUCCUGCCCGCAGGUCGGCACCGCCAUCAAGAAAUGCCAGGCCCUGGGGAAAGUCGUCAUCCUAUCCCUCGGCGGCGGGCUGGCGUCGGUGGGGUUCACAGAUGCGGCGGAUAUCGACCGGUUUACGAAUGCGUUGUGGAAUAUGUUCCUUGGCGGCACGGAUGCGACGUUCGACAGGCCGUUUGGAAAGGAUGUGGUGCUCGAUGGGUUUGACUUGGAUGUUGAGGGGGGGAGCGAUUAUGGGUAUGAUAUCUUCAUGCCCAAGAUUACCAGUCUGAUGAAUGCGAGUGGAAGGAAAUUCUACGCCACUGCUGCCCCACAAUGCUUCUUCCCCGACGUACUGCAAAACACCGCAUACGCAAAGGGAUACUUCGACUGGCUCAACAUUCAGUGGUACAACAAUGCAUGCGGCAACUCAGCCUUCCCAACCUCCGCCUGGAGCGACGCCGUCACCUUCUGGUACAAUUGGGCAAACACUGUCUCCGUCAACCCCAACGUCGGCCUCCUCGUCGGCGCACCCGCAUCGAUAUCAGCCGCGUCCGCGAGCAGCUACGUCCCGUUGACGGCGGCGGGUGCAACGACGCCGAGUAUUGCAAAUAUUGUGAAGGCGUGGAAGACGAGCUAUUCUGCGCGGUUUGGUGGAGUCAUGCUAUGGGAAGUCAAGACCGCCGCACUCAACGGUGAUUACGCAACAGGCGUCCGCAACAUCCUCGGCGCUUGAACCAUCAACGUAUGUGAAAUACGCCACCGUCCAUUCUCCGCAACCAACACCGUUUCCGUUUCGGCCGCCUGAAAUAACCUCGCCUUCGGCCAUCCACCUUGACGUGACUCGUUAUGUAUCCCGCGUACUUAGUGUGUUUUUCCCUGUAUAUCUUUGGUUUUCCGGCUGUGUGUCUUCUUACCGUUUACAUGGGGAUGUUGGGAAGCUUAGUUUCGCAGCAUGCGGAGACGCUGCGGUUCGACUGUUGUGAUUUACAAAAAGACGUAUAGUGUUGUAAAUGAUGAAAUAUAUUGUGCCAGUAUGCAAAACAGAUAUGCUAUUUCUGUUUCUUCCGAUGCGGUUGGGGUCUUCCCUCUUCGGGG
This is a messenger RNA of Fimicolochytrium jonesii, 2559 nucleotides long. Its product is annotated as glycoside hydrolase superfamily. The record is from RefSeq and is a predicted model, not a curated record. Gene Ontology annotation, molecular function: chitinase activity; polysaccharide binding. Gene Ontology annotation, biological process: carbohydrate metabolic process. Lineage: Eukaryota; Fungi; Chytridiomycota; Chytridiomycetes; Spizellomycetales; Powellomycetaceae. Gene Ontology annotation, cellular component: extracellular region. Bases 464 to 2197 code for a protein of 577 amino acids. The transcript is spliced from 6 exons.